CUGAAGAGGAAACUGCUGCUCCCUCCGGGGACUUGGCAUUAUAAUUAUAUAGGAAGCAGAGCAGUCUGCCGUCUGUUAGAGGGCAGCAAGGCUGAGGACUGCUCACCAUGAACAGCUGCUGAUACCAUGGAUGUGGACCUCUGUUUCUAAAACUCUUUAGGAGAGCAAGAAGAGAAAGCAGGCAUGUCAGAGAAGAAGCCACGGGGAGCAGACACGCGUCCCAAAUCUGGCCUCCGCAGCUGGAGCGCAGACAGUUAUAUCUGGCGAGGGAAGAAGCGCUCCCGGAGCUCUAGGAACGGUUCUAGUCCCAGUGGAAUGGAGACGGACAGUUCGGAGGAACUGGGCGUGCGCUCCACAUCCUGUUCGAGGAGGCGCAGAGAGAGGAAAUGCAGCUGCAGUGCUCUUGGGGAUGCACUGACGGUUGGAGACAUCGAUGGGGUGUGUAGGAAGGCCCUGUCCCGGCGGUCUCUCCGGCAGAAGUUUCAGGAUGCUGUGGGUCAGUGUUUUCCCCUGCGCUCCCACCAUCAUCACCAUCACCACUACCACCACGCUGGAGGCUCCUCACGCCCCUUUUCUGUGCUCUUCUGGUCCAAAAGAAAGAUCCAUGUCUCAGAACUCAUGCAGGAAAAAUGCCCAUUCUCUCCUAAGUCUGAAUUGGCAAAAUGUUGGCAUCUUAUUAAAAACCAGGUAGCUCAUCCAGGUUCUCUGAAAGACAUGGAGACUCCUCUAAAAGCGUCCAGCAUUUCAUCUUCCACCUCCCCACCACAAACACCUCUCUCCUGGGAGGACAUCUGCUGCUCCCCUGGGCCAGGCGGUGCCCCUCUGGAGGACUGGGAUCCUUCCUCUCACCAUAGGGGUGCAGAUGGGACCUGUAACAACACUGACUACAUCCUGGUCCCUGAUCUCCUCCAGAUCAACAACAACCCAUGCUACUGGGGGGUGUUAAACCGCUUCGAGGCCGAGGAGCUUCUGGAGGGCCAACCUGAGGGGACGUUUCUGCUCAGGGACUCGGCCCAAGAUGAGUUCCUUUUCUCAGUCAGCUUCCGUCGCUACAGUCGCUCCCUGCAUGCACGCAUUGAGCAGAACGGCAAGCGUUUCAGCUUUGACGUGCGUGACCCUUGCAUGUACAGGGAUCCCAGCGUGACGGGUCUGCUGAGGCACUACAGCGACCCAGCCACCUGCCUCUUCUUCGAGCCCCUGCUCUCCAGACCACUGCCAAGGACAUUCCCCUUCCCUCUCCAGCACCUGUGCAGGGCAGUGAUCUGCAGCUGCACUACCUACCAAGGCGUAGAGAGCCUGCCGCUGCCGCCUCAGCUUAGGGAGUACCUCAGACAGUAUCACAUUAAGUGUGACAGGGCCUGUGCAGUGUCUACACCCACAGCAGCUGGGAUGCAGGAUCUACACUGACACUUUCUUACAGAUCUCAGUUCUGAGGGACAUUUUGGACCUCCUAUCACCAUUUCCAACUAAUCAAGGUUCUAUAAUGUCACUUUGCUAAUAAAAAAAACAACUGUACAGCUGAUAUAAUAUGCUAAAUGAACUUUGAUUCUGUAAAUAAAACCAAGAGAAUAGCCACUUUAAUAGACUUUAGAGAAUUACAAAAGUGUUCCUAACUCAUUAACUGUUAAACAUAUUGUCAUUUUACAACCACAAACUUCGAAACAUCUGACUUCCUUCAAUAGGGUAAAACAAAAACAUGUAUUAUAUAUAAAGAAGAACAGACAAUAAACUUUUUAAAAACAUUUUCUUACCAAAGAAAUCUUAAAAGUGCCGUAUACAUUUUUUAGCCCCCUCUACUCUUGAACCUCUAAAUUGAAUAUGAAGGUUAACUUUAGAUCAGCUGCUCUGUGAAGACGUCACAGACAUUCACCAAAACAUAACCGUCCACCAAAAACUGCAGGUCAGGAAAGGAGCAGAGAUGGUAGGUCUAGUAAAGCUGCAAGAACCCACAACUCAGUUUGGAAAAACUGUAGUCAGAAAUUGUGUUAGUCAAGAUCUUUACAAAUAUAGAGUAUCGGGGAGUGCCAAGCUGAGAGUCCAUAUCUAAAGUAAACAACAAGAAGUCUUGUGGAAGGUUUAACAAAGGUAAACAUGAGGUAGAAGCUCUGUUCAGGACCAUAAAUCUUAAAGUUAUUUGCUUGCCUGCAAAAUGAUAAAUGUUACAGUAAACUGACACUGUACACUGAUCAUGGUGAAACAUGAUGGUGACAGCAUCAUGUUGUGGGGAAGGGGGCAGAAAAGACAGAUAUUAAGGAACUAAAGAGGCUGAAGAAAACUUAAGGCUGUGGGGCAGACUUCCUUCAGACAUAACAUCAAUAUUAAACCUCCACUAAGAGCAGCAAUAGAGAUCAGAGGUGGGCAACCUCAGUCAGGAGCUGCUGUCUGCAUAUCUAUGUUUUAAAUCCACCCUGGUCUGAUCACAUGGAUGACUCAUUAAAGGCCUGUCUUUAGCUUCAGGUGUAUGUUAUCCGUCUCAGACUAUAUUAAAACCUGCAGGACCAGACUCUCAAGGUGAUGAUUAGGUGUGAUGUCACUAUUUUUUGCACCAUUGGCCAAAAUUCCCAAGUUGACAAAACUUUGUAGCAAUGUAUUGUUGCUGUUUUUUAAUAAAAAAAUUUAUAAUGUUUCUGUAAAUUCUCUCUUUUUAUUUUUAAGAAUUUUAAAUGUUUCAUAAAGGAACUCAAAAGAACAAACUAUUGUCCAAAAUCAGGUUUAAAAGGUUUUACCUAAUAAAAAAAGUCAACAGUUUCAUUACUUUUUGGUUGAAAUAAUUAAUAUUUUGGGAAGCUAGAAAAAGUUUUAGUCUGUUGAUAGCAAAAAAAAA
Cyprinodon tularosa is the source of this 2824-nucleotide messenger RNA. RefSeq names its product suppressor of cytokine signaling 4 (gene socs4). The transcript has 2 exons. The record is from RefSeq and is a predicted model, not a curated record. Lineage: Eukaryota; Metazoa; Chordata; Actinopteri; Cyprinodontiformes; Cyprinodontidae. Bases 184 to 1407 code for a protein of 407 amino acids. Gene Ontology annotation, biological process: intracellular signal transduction; phosphatidylinositol phosphate biosynthetic process. Gene Ontology annotation, cellular component: phosphatidylinositol 3-kinase complex. Gene Ontology annotation, molecular function: 1-phosphatidylinositol-3-kinase regulator activity.